AUGCUACGAAAUUCAAUCCCUUUCUUUCUUGGAUUGGUUGUACAAAAUUUCUGCUCCCCACUGGAAACUACAGAGCAGACAAAAAGAUGUGAUAAGAAGUCUCUGCUUGUCAUGAGGACUGAGUGCCAAUCCUGCUCGCUCAGCUUUGGAAUUGACUGCCCAGAUGGUUACACCAAGGUUACCAAUGGCUCCAUAGGGGUUCGCGAUUGCAGGUAUACCUUUAUGGUCAGAUCAUACUCGUUGUCUCUCCCUGGAUGCCGCCACAUCUGUAGGAAGGACUACCUCCAGCCUCAGUGCUGCCCAGGCCACUGGGGCCCAGACUGCAUGGAGUGCCCAGGAGGAGCCAGGUCCCCCUGCAGUGGCAGGGGCAGCUGUGACGAAGGCAUGGAAGGAAACGGAAGCUGCUCAUGCCAAGAAGGGUUUGGUGGAACAGCCUGUGAAACCUGUGCUGAUGACAACUUAUUUGGACCCAACUGUACAGGAGUGUGCAGCUGUGUGCAUGGAGUGUGCAACAGCGGACUAGACGGCAAUGGAACCUGCGAGUGCUACUCUGCAUACACCGGCCCCCACUGCGACAAGCCCAUCCCUGAAUGCGCAGCCUUGCUCUGCCCAGAAAAUUCCAGAUGCUCACUUUCCAGCGAAGAUGAAACAAAGCUAGAAUGCAAAUGCCUUCCCAAUUACAAAGGCGAUGGCAAAUACUGCGAGCCCAUCAAUCCCUGUUCACAAAAUGUCUGCCACCCUCACGCUCAUUGCACGUUCCUGGGACCAAAUCAGCACAGUUGUACCUGCCGAGAAGGCUACCACGGGGAUGGCCAGGUGUGCUUACCAGUCGACCCCUGCCAAACCAACUUCGGAAACUGCCCUACGAAGUCCACAGUGUGCAAAUAUGAUGGGCCAGGACAGUCUCACUGUGAGUGUAAGAAACAUUACCAUGACUUUGUACCCGGCGUGGGGUGCAGUGUGACCGAUAUCUGCAAAUCUAACAACCCCUGUCACAGGAACGCCAACUGCUCCACCAUCGCACCAGGCCAAGCCAAAUGCACUUGCCAGAAAGGUUACGUGGGUGAUGGCUCAACGUGUUAUGGAAACAUCAUGGAGCGACUCAGAGAAUUAAACACUGAACCCAGAGGAAAAUGGCAAGGAAGACUGACUUCUUUCAUCUCACUUCUGGACAAAGCCUACGCCUGGCCACUCAGCAACCUGGGACCAUUCACUGUGCUGUUGCCAACAGACAAGGGACUCAAAGGAUUCAAUGUUAAAGAGCUUUUGAUGGAUAAUAAGGCUACUCAGUACUUUGUGAAACUCCACAUAAUUGCUGGGCAGAUGAACACUGAGCGUAUGAAUAACACAGACACAUUCUACACCUUGACGGGGAGGUCAGGGGAAAUCUUCAAUGGCGAUAAGGACAAUCAACUAAAGCUUAAACUCGAUGGAGGAAAAAAGAAGGUAAAAAUUAUAGAGGGGAACAUAGUUGCUUCCAAUGGGCUCCUGCACAUUCUUGACAGAGCCAUGGACAAGAUGACGCCCACAUUUGAGAGCAACACAGAGCAAACCAUAAUGACAAUGCUACAACCAAGAUACAGCAAGUUCAGAUCCUUGUUAGAGAAAACCAACGUGGGACAUGCCUUAGAUGAAGAUGGAGUUGGUGGACCAUACACCGUUUUUGUCCCAAAUAAUGAAGUAUGGAGUAACAUGAAGGAUGGCACUCUCGAUUAUCUCCUCUCUCCAGAGGGAUCUUGGAAGCUUCUGGAACUCGUCAGAUACCACAUUGUCCCCUAUACCCAGCUCGAAGUGGCCACCCUCAUUUCCACCCUUCGCAUUAGGAGCAUGGCCAACCAGAUCAUACAGUUUAACACAACCAGCAAUGGGCAGAUUCUGGCAAAUGAUGUGGCAAUGGAAGAACUUGAUGUCGCUGCCAAAAAUGGCCGAAUUUACACACUGACUGGAGUUCUGAUUCCUCCCUCCAUCGUCCCAAUUCUGCCCCACCGAUGCGACGAAGCAAAGAGAGAGAUGAAACUGGGCACAUGUGUGAGCUGUUCCCUCAUCUAUUGGAGCAAAUGUCCUGCCAACUCCGAGCCCACAGAACUCUUCACACACAAAUGUGUCUACACCGGCAGAACCAGGAGCUUGAAGAGUGGCUGUGCCAGAUACUGCAAUGCCACCGUGAAGAUACCAAAGUGCUGCAAAGGCUUCUACGGGCCCAACUGCAACCAGUGUCCAGGAGGCUUCUUGAACCCAUGCUCGGGAAACGGACAGUGCACAGACGGCCUCGGUGGCAACGGAACGUGCAUUUGCCAGGAUGGCUUCCACGGCUCCCAGUGCCAGUUCUGCUCGGAUCCCAACAAGUACGGACCUCGGUGUGACAAACAAUGCCUGUGCAUUGACGGAACGUGCGAUAACCGGGUGGACAGUGACGGGGCCUGCCUCCCCGGCACGUGCAGAGAGGGCUCCGCGGGGAGGUUCUGCCACAAGCAGACCUCAGCCUGUGGGCCCUACGUGCAGUUCUGUCACAUCCAUGCCACCUGUGAAUACAGCAAUGGGACAGCAAGCUGUGUUUGCAAAGCCGGAUAUGAAGGGGACGGAAGCCUCUGUUCAGAGAUGGAUCCUUGCACGGGAUUAACCGCAGGGGGCUGCAGCCGCAACGCAGAAUGCAUCAGAACUGGCGUGGGGACCCACACCUGCGUGUGCCAGCCGGGCUGGACCGGCGACGGAAGAGACUGCUCAGAGGUCAACAACUGCCUGCUGCCCAGCGCUGGUGGCUGCCAUGACAACGCAACCUGUCUGUACCUGGGCCCCGGGCAGAGUGAGUGUGAGUGCAAGACUGGAUUUCGAGGCAAUGGCUUUGAAUGUGAACCAAUAACCUCCUGCUUGGAACAAACUGGGAAAUGUCAUCCCCUGGCAGCCUGUCAGCUCACUUCCGGCGUCUGGAGCUGUGUUUGUGGAGAGGGCUAUGAAGGCGACGGCUUUCUGUGCUAUGGGAGCGCGGCCGUGGAAUUGUCAUUUCUCUCCGCGGCAGCUAAAUUUAACCAGUGGAUAAAUAACGCCUCUCUGCAUCCCAUGCUGUCAGCCGCCUCCAACCUCACUGUCCUCGUGCCUUCCCAACAAGCUAUUGAGGACAUGGACCAAGAGGAGAAAGCCUUUUGGUUGUCCAAGAGCAAUAUUCCAGCCCUGAUAAAAUACCAUACACUCCUAGGCACGUACGGGGUGGCAGAUCUGCAGGCUCUGUCAUCUUCUGAUAUGCUGGCCACGUCUUUGCAGGGCAACUUCCUUCACCUGGCAAAGGCAGAUGGGAACAUCACAAUUGAAGGAGCGUCCAUCGUUGAUGGUGACAACGCAGCCACAAACGGAGUGAUACACAUCAUCAACAAGGUUCUGAUUCCCCAAAGAGGUCUAACUGGCUCCUUACCAAAUCUGCUCACCCGGCUGGACCAGAUGCCUGACUACUCCAUCUUCCGGGGCUACCUCAUUCAAUAUAACCUGGUGAACGCAAUCGAGGCUGCCGAUGCUUACACAGUGUUUGCUCCAAACAACGACGCCAUUGAGAAUUACAUCCGGGAAAAGAAGGUCACCACUCUAGAGGAAGACAUACUCAGAUACCACGUGGUCUUGGAGGAGAAACUGCUGAAGAAUGACCUGCACAACGGCAUGCACCGAGAGUCCAUGCUGGGCUCCUCCUACCUCCUCGGCUUCUUUCUCCGCAACGACCAGCUCUACGUAAAUGAUGCUCCGAUAAACUACACCAAUGUAGCCACUGACAAGGGAGUGAUCCAUGGCUUGGGGAAAGUUCUGGAAAUUCAGAAGAAUCGAUGUGAUAAUAACGACACGACUAUUGUACGAGGAAAGUGUGGGAACUGUCCCCAGCCACCCAUCUGCCCACUUGGAAGUAAACCGCUAGGCAGCGAGACGAGGAAAUGUCUCUAUACCAUUUAUUUCAUGGGCAAGCGAUCCGUGUUCAUUGGGUGCCAGCCAAAAUGUGUGAAAACUGUCAUUACGAGAGAAUGCUGUGCGGGCUUCUUCGGCCCCCAGUGCCAGCCCUGCCCCGGGAAAGCCGAGAACGUCUGCUUUGGAAACGGCAUCUGCCUGGACGGGAUGAACGGCACGGGCGUGUGCGAGUGUGGAGAGGGCUUCAACGGCACCGCCUGCGAGACCUGCACGGAGGGCAAGUACGGCGUCCACUGUGACCAAGUGUGUUCUUGUGUGCAUGGGAGAUGCAGCCAAGGGCCGGCGGGCGAUGGCUCCUGCGAAUGCGACGUUGGCUGGCGAGGAGUGAAAUGUGACUCUGAGAUCACAAAAGACAACUGCAAUGGGACCUGCCACACCAGCGCCAACUGCCUUCCCAAUCCAGAUGGCACAGCCUCGUGCAAAUGCGCGGCAGGAUUCCAGGGGAACGGGACAGUCUGCACAGCGAUCAAUGCCUGUGAGAUCAGCAAUGGAGGUUGCUCUGCCAAGGCUGACUGUAAAAGAACCACCCCAGGAAACCGGGUGUGCGUGUGCAAGGCAGGCUAUGCGGGCGAUGGCAUUGUGUGCCUAGAGAUCAACCCAUGUUUGGAGAACCACGGUGGCUGUCACAGGCACGCAGAGUGCACACAGACGGGACCCAACCAGGCUGUCUGCAACUGCUUGCCGAAAUACACUGGGGAUGGGAAGGUCUGCACGCUCAUCAACACCUGCUUAACCAGAAACGGCGGCUGUAGUGAAUUUGCCAUCUGCAACCACACGGGCGAAGAAGAGAGGACCUGUACUUGCAAGCCGAACUACAUCGGGGAUGGGUUCACCUGCCGCGGCAACAUCCAUCAGGAGCUUCCCAGGAACCCCAAAACUUCCCAGUAUUUCUUCCAGCUGCUGGAGCAUUCUGUGCGAGACCUGGCUGGUCCAGGCCCCUUCACCGUUUUUGCACCUUUGUCGGCAGCCUUUGAUGAUGACCUUCGGAUUAAGGACUGGGACCGACAGGGCCUGAUGUCCCAGGUUCUUCGGUAUCAUGUGGUCGCCUGCCACCAGCUGCUCCUGGAAAACCUGAAAUUGAUCCCAAAUGUUACUUCUCUUCAGGGGGAGUCAAUUGUCAUCUCCGCCUCUCAGGACACGAUGUAUAUAAAUAAUAAAGCCAGGAUCAUAUCCAGUGAUAUCAUCAGUACCAAUGGAGUCAUCCACAUCAUAGACAAAUUGCUGUCUCCCAAAAACCUGCUUAUCACCCCCAGAGAUGCCGCUGGGAGGAUUCUGCAAAAUCUUACGACACUGGCAAUGAACCACGGCUACACCAAAUUUAGCAACUUAAUACAGGAUGCUGGUUUGCUGAGCCUCAUCACGGAUCCCAUCCACACCCCGGUCACUCUCUUCUGGCCCUCCGACCAAGCCCUCCAAGCCCUACCCCGGGAACAGCAGGACUUCCUGUUCAGCCAGGACAACCAGGACAAGCUGAAGGAGUAUCUGAAGUUCCACGUGAUCCGAGACGCCAAGGUUCUGUCGGUGGAUCUGCCCAGGUCUGCUGCCUGGAAGACCCUGCAAGGCUCCGAGCUGAGUGUGCGGUGUGGCGCUGACAGUGACAUCGGCGAACUCUUCCUGAACAGUCAAACGUGCAGGAUUAUACAACGGGAGCUCUUAUUUGACCUGGGUGUGGCCUAUGGCAUUGACUGUCUACUCAUUGACCCCACCCUGGGGGGCCGCUGUGACACUUUUACUACCUUCAAUGUCUCGGGGGAUUGUGGGAGCUGUACCUAUACUCCCAGCUGCCCGAGGUGGACGAAACCAAAGGGCGUGAAGCAGAAGUGUCUGUACAACCUGUCCUUCAAGAGGAACCUGGAGGGCUGCCGGCAGCAGUGCGCCCUGGUGAUCCCACUGCCCAGGUGCUGCAAGGGCUACUUCGGGAGAGACUGCCAGGCCUGCCCCGGAGGACCAGAUGCCCCGUGUAAUAACCGGGGUGUCUGCCUUGACCAGUACUCUGCCACGGGAGAGUGUAAAUGCAACACUGGCUUCAACGGGACGGCGUGCGAGCUGUGCUGGCCAGGGAGAUUCGGGCCUGACUGUCAGCCCUGUGGCUGCUCGGACCACGGACAGUGUGAUGAGGGGAUCACGGGCUCUGGACAGUGCCUCUGUGAAGCUGGGUGGACCGGCCGCUUCUGCGACAAGCAGGCAGCUUUGCCCCCAGUGUGCACACCUCCUUGUUCUGCUCACGCUACCUGUAAGGAGAACAACACGUGUGAGUGUAACCUGAAUUAUGAAGGCGACGGAAUAACGUGCACAGUGGUGGAUUUCUGCAAACAGAACAACGGGGGCUGCGCGAAGGUCGCCAGGUGCUCCCAGAAGGGCACCAAGGUCUCCUGCAGCUGCCCCAAGGGCUACAAGGGGGACGGCCGCAGCUGCUCGGAGGUAGACCCGUGUGCGGACGGCCUCAACGGGGGGUGUCAUGAGCAUGCCACCUGCAGGAUGACUGGCCCGGGCAGGCACAAGUGUGAGUGUAAAAGUCAUUACGUAGGAGACGGGGUGGACUGUGAGCCGGAGCAGCUGCCCAUCGACCGCUGCCUGCAGGACAACGGACAGUGCCACGCCGAUGCCCACUGUGCCGACCUCCACUUCCAGGAUGCCACCGUUGGGGUGUUCCAUCUCCGCUCCCCACUGGGCCAGUAUAAACUGACCUUUGACAAAGCCAAAGAGGCCUGUGCCAAUGAAGCUGCAACCAUGGCAACCUACAACCAGCUCUCCUAUGCUCAGAAGGCCAACUACCACAUCUGUUCAGCAGGCUGGCUUGAGAGUGGGCGGGUUGCCUACCCCACAGCUUACGCCUCCCAGAACUGUGGCUCCGGUGUUGUUGGGAUAGUGGACUAUGGACCAAGAAACAACAAGAGUGAAAUGUGGGAUGUCUUCUGCUACCGGGUGAAAGAUGUGAACUGCACCUGCAAGGUGGGCUACGUGGGAGAUGGCUUCUCGUGCAGUGGAAAUCUACUGCAGGUCCUGAUGUCCUUCCCUUCACUCACAAACUUCCUGACGGAAGUGCUGGCCUACUCCAACAGCUCGGCCAGAGGCCGGGCAUUCCUGAACCGCCUGACUGACCUGGCGAUCCGUGGCACCCUCUUCGUGCCACAGAACAGCGGGCUGGGGGGAAAUGAGACUCUGUCUGGGCGGGACAUCGAGCACCACUUCGCCAAUGUCAGCAUGCUUUUUUACAAUGACCUUGUCAACGGUACCCUCCUGCGGACGAGGCUGGGAAGCCAGCUGCUCAUCACCUCCAGCCAGGACCAGCGCCAACCGGAGACCAGGUUUGUCGAUGGAAGAGCCAUUCUGCAGUGGGACAUCUUUGCCUCCAAUGGGAUCAUUCAUGUCAUUUCCAGGCCUUUAAAAGCACCUCCUGCCCCAGUGACUGCAGCCCACACUGGCUUGGGAACAGGGAUAUUCUUUGCCGUCACCCUGGUCCUCGGAGCCAUCGCUUUGGCUGCAUAUUCUUACUUCCGACUAAACCGGAGAACAAUUGGCUUCCAGCAUUUCGAGUGUGAAGAGGAUUUCGAUGUCACAGCUCUUGACAAGCAGCUGCCUAAGAAUAUCUCGAACCCCAUGUAUGACAGCGCCACCUCGGCUCCCCCAGAACCUUCCUACGACCCCUUCAUGGACUCUGAGGACCAGCUGCUGGAGGGCAGUGACCCCCUGGGGGCGCUGUGAGGGCCGGACCCGCUGCAGCCAGCGAGCCCCACAGCCACCUGGGCCCCCAGCCUCCUCACAACUGCUGUGAACUGUGAAUCCUCGGCCCCAGUUGCCUCUGGGGAACAUAAGGUCCUUGAACAAUUGGAAGUGUGUCUGAAGCACGCAAGUCGUACCUCAUCUCCUUGGUUCAUCUGGGGGAUUCUUUUGUUUCUGUGGGUGAGGAAUGAUGUGAACUCCACCCAUCAACUCAGGGGACUUCCCCCACCUCUGACCUUUGGCUGUCCUUCCUGUGUGUCACCUUCAGUACUUAGAUGGCACUUCCUACAUCCGACCCAACUCGACAGUAACUGUGACCUCCUCUUAUUUUCCUACUAGAUUGUAAGCUCCCACAGGCAGGGACUCGCCUCAUUCGUCGUGUAUCUGAGCACUUAGCACAGUGUCUGGAACAUGAAAGGGGCUCAAUAAAUGUUUAUGGGACAGAAAUAAAGUCAGUGGGACAAU
Molecule: messenger RNA, 8130 nt
Organism: Eptesicus fuscus (big brown bat)
Lineage: Eukaryota; Metazoa; Chordata; Mammalia; Chiroptera; Vespertilionidae
Gene: STAB2
Product: stabilin 2
Exons: 69
Coding region: 1-7647 (2548 amino acids)
Biological process (GO): cell adhesion
Molecular function (GO): hyaluronic acid binding; calcium ion binding
Source: RefSeq, a predicted model, not a curated record